CGUCGACCUUGGGACGCCUCCGCGCACUCUGCGGUCCCGCACCUUCGAGAGCUCCUCACCGCGGCAGUUCGUUCGCGCUGAGCCGUCUGGUCCAGCACCCUGCUCUCGCAUGCGUCUCUCGUACGAGUUCAGCAACCUCUGCGGCACCGUCUACCGGCAGGGUCCGCUCGUCUUUGGCCCGUCCGGCGACGUGCUCUAUAGCGCGGUCGGCAAUCGCGUGCAGUGCUUUGACCUCGUGCGAUCGCGCAGCUUCACCUUUCCGUUCGAGGCGCGGCGGAACCUGACGCAGAUUGCGCUCUCGCCCGACGGGGCGGUGCUGCUCGGCGUUGACGAGGAGGGCCAUCUCAUCCUCGCCAACGUCCGCCGGCGAGUCGUCGUCGCGCACCUCAACCUCAAGUCCAAGGUGACGGCGGUUGCCUUCUCGCCCGACGGCAAAUGGGUCGCGUUCGCCGCGGGCCGGCUCGUGCAGGUCUGGGCCACGCCGGCGCUCGAGCGCUCCUUCACGCCCUUCGCGCUGCACCGCACCUUCGGCGGCCACGGCGACGACAUCCUCUGCCUCCGCUGGUCGUCCGACUCGCUCUUCCUCGCGUCGGGCGGCACCGACCUGUGCGUGCGCAUCCACUCGGUCCACCAGAUCCCCGGGUACGUGCCCGCCAGCCUGAGCGGGCACCGCGCCGCAGUCAAGGCCGUCUUCUUCGACGCGGCCGACCGCACCCUCUACGCAGUCGACCGCGGCGGUGCCGUCUCCGUCUGGGAGCUGCGGGAGAGGCCGGACGCGGACCAGGAGGCGGCGGCCGCCACCGCCGCCGAGCUGGAGGCGGCGGGCGAGGCGGGCCGCGGCGAGGACCGGCUCGGACAGUGGUGGGAGCUGAGAGAGCGCCACUACCUCGACAAGGGCCACGCGCGGGUCACCUCUGCAGUGAUGCACGCGCCGUCGAGGCUGCUCGUCGUCGGCUUCAGCUCGGGCGUCUUUGCGCUGUACGAGAUGCCGAGCUGCAACGAGAUCCACACCCUCUCCGUCUCGGACGGCCGGAUCGACGCCACCGCCGUCUCGCCGGGAGGCGAGUGGCUCGCGUUUGGCUGCGCGCAGCUCGGCCAGCUGCUGGUGUGGGAGUGGCAGGCCGAGUCGUAUGUCCUCAAGCAGCAGGGCCACUUCUUCGCCGAGAUCCUCUGCCUCGCCUACUCGCCGGGCGGCGCAAUCAUCGCCACCGGCGGAGGCGACUCCAAGGUCAAGCUCUGGUCGCCCGCCUCGGGCUUCUGCUUCGUCACUUUCGGCGAGCACACCGCGCCCGUGGUCGACCUCGCCUUCGUGCCGCACGGCCGCGCGCUCGUCUCCGCCUCGCUCGACGGCACCGUCCGCGCCUUCGACCUGCUGCGCUACCGCAACUUCCAGACGCUCGUCACGCCGACGCCCGUCCAGUUCGGCUGCGUCGCCGUCGACCCGUCCGGAGAGAUCGUGUGCGCCGGCUCGCGCGACACGUACAACGUCUACGUGUGGAACCUGCAGACGGCGCAUUUGCUCGAGACGCUGUCUGGCCACGAGUCGCCCGUCUCGUGCCUUGCCUUCGGAGCGAGCGGCAGCGGCCCCGCCCCUGGCUGCUCGAGGCGGCGGGGGCGGCUCACGGUCCGCCUCUGGGACUUCGUCUCGUCGAGCUCGUCCAUCGAAGUGCUGCAGCACGGUGCGGACGUCCUCGCUGUCGCCUUCAGCCCCGACGGCUCGAUGCUCGCCGCCGCCACCCUCGACGGCGCCAUCGCGCUGUGGGACGCGCGCGACGCGUCGCAGGUGGCGAGCAUCGACGGCCGCUCCGACGUGGCGGGCGGCCGCUCGGUCCUGUCGAAGGUGUCGUCGAAGAACGCGCACGGCUCAAAGUGCUUCCGCUCGCUCUGCUUCUCGGCCGACGGUGGCGCCCUCCUCGCGGGCGGCAACUCCAAGUUCGUCUGCCUCUACAGCGUCGACGAGCGCACGCUGCUGCGCAAGUACGUCCUCUCCAACAACGCCGCGCUCGACGGCGUGCGGAUGCACCUCAACUCGUCGCACCUGACCGACGCCGGGCCGACGCAGGACCUGCUGCUCGACGCAGACGACGACGAGGCGGGCGGCGCCUCCGCCGCCACGCCGCGCAGCCUCGCGCGCCGCAGCGAGCGCGUGACGCGCCUCGCGGUGCGCUGCGCCUGCGUGCGCUUUGCGCCCGACGGCCGCUCGUGGGCGGCGGCUUCGACCGAAGGGCUGCUCCUCUUCUCGCUCGACGAGGCGCUCAACUUUGACCCGACCGGGCUCGAGCUCGAGACGACGCCGGCCGCCGUCGUCGAGGCGGCGCAGAGCGGCGACUUUGGGCGCGCGCUGCCGAUGGCGCUCUGCCUCAACGAGCCGGGGCUGCUGCGCGGCUGCUGGCAGCUGGUGCCGCCGGAGCACAUCCCGAUCGUCGCGCAGCAGGUGCCCGCGCCGUACCUGGAGCGGCUCCUCCGCUUCCUCGGCGGCGAGCUCGAGCGCUCGACGCACGUGCACGCGGUGAUGCUGUGGGUGCAGCAGCUGCUGCUCGCGCACGGCCAGCAGCUGCGCGACCGGCCCGUCGCCUUCGAGGCGCCGCUCCGCGCGCUGCACAAGGGGACGCGGCUGAGGUACGAGGAGCUCGGACACAUGUGCAACCGCAACCUCUUCUCGCUCGACUUUCUGAUUGACCAGCACGGCCAGCCGGCGGCGGAGGCGGAGAGCGGAGAGCAGGGAGGAGACGAGAGCGGAGCCGGGACCGCCGCCGCGUGAGACGAGGUCCGCGGCUGGUGGCGGUGUACGAGAGAUACGUUGACGUCCUUUGUGCGGGCUCAUCAGGAGCUGUGUGGGGCGGUUGUGGAUUUUCCGCGCAAGCAUAGUACCCGAUAAAAGCCGGCUGGGGCACUUCGAGCCGUUUAAUUCAUCUCCAUU
Molecule: messenger RNA, 2920 nt
Organism: Emiliania huxleyi CCMP1516
Lineage: Eukaryota; Haptophyta; Isochrysidales; Noelaerhabdaceae
Exons: 5
Coding region: 110-2761 (883 amino acids)
Biological process (GO): ribosomal small subunit assembly; maturation of SSU-rRNA from tricistronic rRNA transcript (SSU-rRNA, 5.8S rRNA, LSU-rRNA)
Cellular component (GO): Pwp2p-containing subcomplex of 90S preribosome; small-subunit processome
Molecular function (GO): protein binding
Source: RefSeq, a predicted model, not a curated record